UCGGAAUCGUGUUGUUUGUAAGUCGCCGCUGAAGUUUUUUUUCCCUCGUAAAGUGAUAGUCCAUAUAAAUUCAAUAUAAUUAAGUGUAUAUCCAUCAAAUUGAGUGUAAUGUGCUGUUGAUGGUGAAUAACUCAGAGACGCAGGAUUCAGCAACGAAAUAGUGAGCCUUACCAGUUAUUGUUUCAAAUUGAAUAUUAAAUAUGGACCAAGAGUCUGUCGAAACCACAGACAAAGAUCCUUCUCAGGAUGAAAGUGAGCUGGAGAAUUCAACUGUUGUACCUGACAAAGUUUCAUCUAAAUCUUUGGAGGAGAAAGAUAACAAAGAACCAGCACCAUUAACAGCAGAGCACAAACUUGACAAAGACAGUGUUUCUAAUCUGAAAAUCUCUGAGACUUUAGAAGCAACUAGCAGUCAUGAAAAUGAGAAAAAAGAUGAACCAUCGGUGACUUGCAUAGAUGAAAAGAAUCCAGAGAAAGAUAACUUGACAGGAGACAAAGACAAAACUCUGCCCUCAGUUGCAGAAACAAAACUAGAUAGUUUGAGCUCUGACAAAAAUACAUUGCAAUCUUGCAGUAGUGAAAUAUCAAAAAAAGAAAGUAUAAGUAACAGACAAGAUAGCACGGAGCUUGAAAAACAAACAGAAGCUGAAAAGUUGGUAGAAGAGCCAAAAAAAAAUGAGCCACGCAAGGAAAUAUCUUUAGAAGAAUCCUCUGAAAUAGUGAAAAAGAAAAUAGCCCUAGACGAGCCAUCUGUCGAAUCAACAAGUAAGGAAAUAUUCUCAGACGACCCAUUAGUGGAUCAAACUAGUAAAGAAUCAACAAUUCCAAGGAAAGAUGAAACAGUCGAAUCGUUGUGCGAGGAAACUUCCGUAGAAAAUCCAAUUUCAGAAGGAUCGAGUAAUCGCGAGAUUGAAAAACUUGCAGAAGAAGAAAAAGGAGCAAAAAAAGACGAAACUGAAUUAACAUUAAAUGAGGAAAGAACGCAAUCGCAGCUCAAGGAUUCGGAGAAUCUUAUCGAGAGUAUAGAUACUUCUGAAACCGAUCCAAAAAAAUGCGUCGAGGAUUCGAAAUCGGAUUCGGAAUCAGUGAGCAAUGAAGCUGAUUUAUCGAGCAAAGAAGUAGCCACAGAGAAGCAAAUGGGUGAGCCGGAAAACACAGAAUUCGUACAAAUCUCGCAAGAUAAACAAGACGAUGGAGGAAAUGAGGGUCAAGGUAUAGAAGCAGAAGAUCCAUUCGGAGGAGAUAAUCUCACUGCGGAUAACGUGGAGCAAGGAGACAUUGAUUCUCCCGCAAUGUCGAACAUGGAUUUUCACAAACUGGGUGAUCAGGCAGACAAUUUGCAGGAUGUUGUUAAUGCGAAGGAUCAGAGAUCCGUUGACUUUGUAGCUGAAGAUAGUAACCUCGAAGAUACUCUAGAAACCACGAAUCCAGAAGCCGAUUGCAGUGAAAAUAAUCCAGAAAUGGUUACUUUGGAAUCAUCGGAAAGUAACACCGAAAUCGAGGCUUCUAAAUUGGAUUCCGAAGAUGCAGAAAAACGUCCAACUGAAGCGGAGUCCACGAACAAAAGUGAUGAAGAUAAAAUCAGCGGAGAGGCCAUGUUAGUUGACAGUUCGAACGAAGCUCCGGAUGAGGAUGAGCUGAAAAAGAAGGACCAGAGUGGAGCUAUGGAAACCGAAGACUCCCAAUCAAACGUUUUGCCAGGACAAGAUGAUGAGCUUUGUAUAAUACCCGAUAGUAUGAAAGAAACAAGUUCCAGGAGUGAUCCUGCUAAAGAUGGGGAAAAAGAGAGCACAGAUGUGACAACGGAAAAUGAGAAUUCUGAGAAUAAGGAUAAUGAAGUUCUGGUAGAGAAAGAAGUAGCACAGUCAGAAGAUUUGGAGAUUGACCCUGACAGCGAUGAACCAAUGGCACUGGACGGCGAUCAGCCUGUAAGCAGUCAAAGUAAGGAGCGCAAGAAAGAUGACAAAGCAACUGGAGAGAAGAAAACUUCGAGUUCUGCUACAACAGCUGAUAUUAUAGACGUCGAUGACGAAAUAAAAAAUUCGGAAAUUGACGAGAUGACCAUCGGUGACGACGUGUGCAAACAAUGCAGCGAGAAAAAGCCUUGCAACAUAAAUGUUAAGAUUGGCAGUGAGACGUUCUCCGUAUGCUCACAAGCUUGCAAAGAGGCUUUCACCGGUGAGAACAACAAAUCAAUGGAUAUUCCCAGCGAUGCAGUCAACUCGAAGCGUGAAAAACGGUGCGCCAGCUGUCUUCUCAUUGUUGAAACCGGUGAUGAUCGUAAUUUAUCCUGGGAAACAAUGGAAUUUUGUAACGAGGAAUGUUUAGGCAAAUUCCAAACUAAAUACGGAAGCUAUUGCAGAAAUUGCAAUGGUUCCGUACAACCCAUAAGUUUGGGCAAAUAUUGCGUUAGAUUCGGAUACGAUGUACGACAAUUUUGCUGCUCCUCCUGUCUCGAAGAAUUCAAAAAAGGUCUCAAGGUGUGCAGCUACUGUCAAAAGGACAUCAGCUCUGGUAUUGAAGGAUUCUUAGCACCCGUUGGUGAUAAAGGCCAGUUCAAGGAUUUCUGUUCUCAAUAUUGCAUGGAAAAAUAUUCACGUAUGAACUCGAACGAUCAACCGCCCAUCGAAAAAAAAGCCUGCAGCGUUUGUCAGGAGAUGAAAGUCGUACAUUGCGAGGUUCAAAUAGAUCGAGCGAGCCUGGUAGCUAUUUGCGGUGAUCCUUGCUUCGCCGCAUUUAAAUUCGUCAACAAAGUUGAUCCCGAGCAAUGCUCAACCUGCAAGAAAUUUUUCGAAUUAGUCAACAAAAAGAGCUUCGUUGUUUUUUACGAAGCUGAGGCACACACUUUUUGCAGUAAAACCUGUCUCAAUAUAUUCAUCAUAACUAAUCGUAAAAUUGUACCGUGCAAUUGGUGCAAAGUUAAGAAAUACAAUUUCGACAUGAUCAAGAAAGAUCUCAAAACAGGACAGGCUUUAAUGAUGUGCAGUUUGAAUUGUUUAACGCUGUAUCAAGUUUCCGUGAACGCUGUUUCGGCGAAACGGAUAAGUUGUGAUUUCUGCAAAGAAUUUUCUCAAGCCCAGUAUCACCUGACGAUGUCAGAUGCGACGAUACGUAAUUUUUGUUCAUACAAUUGUGUGAUGAAGUUCCAAAAACAGUAUACAAAAUCCCCGAUAACAAUACCCUCGGGCGAUGAUCCCGUGCCGACGGGAAUGCCGAAAAGAACGUAUCCACCGGCCAAAGGUUCCAUACAAACGGUUCAAAAACCCAACGAUAUUGCGAGCAAAAAGGCAAUGCCGGUUAUAUCGUCGGUAACGAGUUUAGCCUCGUUGACAUCUAAUGGUCAAGUAACUCAAGCCCCUUUGCAACAAACGACGUUGAACAACGUCAAUGUGGCUGCUUCUGCUAAUGUUGUCACAACUCAGACACAAUCUCCUCAAGUAAUCGUCAAUCAACAAGUCAUUACAAGGCCUCCGAGUCCAGUGAAAAUUCACAACAAAGUCACCCAGUGCAAACCUCUCACGCACACCAAAGGCGUCUCGGUGCGUCCUCAUCCUUGUCCCAAAUCUACUCAAACGGAAGGCGAUGCGCGCAUUCUCAUUCCCAUUCCUGUCCCCAUUUAUGUUCCUUUUCCCGUACACAUGUGGAGCAUGCCCUUUCCCGUGCCCGUUCCCUUUCCUCUGCCUAUUCCUGUACCAAUAUUCAUUCCCACCACGAGAAACAGCACGAAAGGAAUUUUCAAAGACAUCAAGAGGAUACAAGAAAAGAUCCCCGCCGAUCCAUUUGAGGCUGAAUUACUGAUGAUGGCCGAAAUGGUCGCUACUGAGAAAAAAGCCAACGAAACUGAUUCCGACUCCAGCGACGAUAACGGUCGAGAUGCGGCGACCGAAGCCGUCGAUUCGAGCAAUACCUUUGGCGAGGAUAUGUUGCAAAUGGCUUUAAAAAUGGCAACUGGUGAACUCGACGAACCAGCGGUCGAUCUUGAAACCGCUCUGACUCCUAAUACGAUUACAGCUACACAAGCAAGUUCCCAGAGCGAUUCUACUAUGAGUACUGAUGUACAACCCGAACGAAAUGUGACGGCUUCCAACCGGGGCAAAAAACGAAUGGUUCCGUACAAACCACGAGGCGCACCUAGUAAAAGAGGCCGGAGAAUAUCAGGGGUUCACGAUGUGCCAAUGAUGCCUCCACCGGAAUCACAACCUCCAGCACAACCGAGAAUGAUGGAACCCAUCGAAAAACCAGAUGCUAAUAUGGCACUGAAAUAUACAUUCGGUGUGAACGCUUGGAGGCAAUGGGUGGUUGCUAAAAACGCCGAGUUGGAAAAGCAAGUAACACCGACGAGGAAAGUGAAAUUAUUCAAAACGGAUCUUCUUCAACUCACAGCAGACGAGUUAAACUAUACGCUGUGUUUAUUCGUAAAGGAAGUACGAAAACCCAAUGGUGCCGAAUACGCUCCGGAUACCAUUUAUUAUUUAUGUUUAGGAAUUCAACAAUAUCUAUUUGAGAACAAUAGAAUAGACAACAUAUUCACAGAUUCGUAUUACGAAAAAUUUACCGACUGCUUGAAUGACGUGGCGAAGAAGUUUUCGGUCCUCUACAAUGAUGCUCAGUAUAUCGUGACGAGAGUCGAAGAAGAGCAUCUUUGGGAAUGCAAGCAAUUAGGUGCUCAUUCCCCUCACGUACUUUUGAGCACUUUAAUGUUCUUUAACACAAAGCAUUUCAACCUCGUGACUGUCGAGGAACAUAUGCAGCUAUCAUUUUCACAUAUUAUGAAACAUUGGAAGAGAAAUCCAGCAGCUCAAGCGGCGACUGCUGUGGCAGGAAAAGGGCCAGGCACGAGGAACGUUCUUUUACGUUUCUAUCCUCCUCAAUCUGCUCUUGAAGCUAAUUCGCGGAAGAAAAAGGUUUACGAACAACAGGAAAACGAAGAAAAUCCAUUGCGGUGUCCAGUCAAGCUGUACGAGUUUUACUUGUCGAAGUGUCCGGAAAGUGUGAAAACGCGCAACGACGUGUUUUACUUACUACCCGAAAGGAGUUGUGUACCGGACAGUCCAGUUUGGUACUCGACAUCGGCACUCGCAAAAGAACAUCUCGUGAAAAUGCUUUAUCGUGUUAAAAUGGUAAAAGAGAUUAACGUCGCGCUGCUGACCAGUUAAUUCGACUCGGGCAAUCACGUCCGUAAUUAUUCCUCAUGAUUAUUUCUCUUCCAUACAAUUUUUUAAUUUUGACAUGCACCGGCAUCAGUGAAAAGCCGUCGUAAUGAGUUUCGAAUGUUCUACGCAAAGGAUAAUAUCCCGUGGGACCAUAAGUAUGAAACAAGGCUGAACAAUAAUCCGUGCAAAAACAAAAAUGAGUGAGAACGAGCGAAAAAUUCGGUUUCGAUAAUACAAACAAAACUAUACUUUACUGUAGGAUUUUUACCUUAUAAUAAAAAAAAUCAAACAUCUUGUGUUCA
Molecule: messenger RNA, 5455 nt
Organism: Venturia canescens
Lineage: Eukaryota; Metazoa; Arthropoda; Insecta; Hymenoptera; Ichneumonidae
Gene: woc
Product: without children
Exons: 12
Coding region: 201-5156 (1651 amino acids)
Molecular function (GO): zinc ion binding
Source: RefSeq, a predicted model, not a curated record